ACCUCUGGGCGCUGCGUGGCCGAGUCUCCCCAACCUAUGUCUCUUCCUCUGGGUUUCUGCACAGACAUGUGCCUGGUGGGGAGGCUUUGUCGGAGCGGCCGAGACCCGGAGGGCGCCCAGAGCAUCGGACAGGAGGCGGAACGGGAGGGAACAGGAGGAAGGGUCUCUCCCAUCCCGUGGAGUCCCUGCGAGCGUAAUUCACCUGGCGCUGCCUCCGGCGGGAAGGAGGCUAAUCCCAUCGCGCGGUUUAGCGGGCCCCCGGCCGCAGGUGAGGCGGCGGGAGCGGUGGGUGCCGCGGAGAGCCCUGCCCGGCCGGCCCCCGCCUGCCCAGCAUGCCCGUAACAGAUCAAGCCUUUGUGACCCUUGCUACUGAUGAUGUGUACUGUCAAGGUGCUCUUGUUCUCGGACAGUCAUUGAGGAACCAUAAUACAUCCAGAAAACUGGCAGUUCUAAUUACUCCAGAGGUUUCCAGUGGGAUUAAGUCAGUCCUCCGCAGUGUAUUUGAUGAAGUGAUCGAGGUGGAUGUGCUUGACAGUACUGACUCAGUCCAUUUGGCUCUGAUGCAGAGGCCAGAACUGGGUGUAACCUUCACUAAGCUUCAUUGUUGGACUCUUACUCAUUACAGCAAAUGUGUCUUCAUGGAUGCGGACACUUUGGUACUUUGCAAUGUUGAUGAGCUGUUUGAUCGAGAAGAAUUUUCUGCAGCUCCUGAUUCUGGCUGGCCUGACUGCUUCAAUAGUGGUGUAUUUGUAUUCCGGCCCUCCUUGAAGACUUACAACCGGCUGCUCCAGUUUGCUGCUGAACAUGGCAGCUUUGAUGGAGGUGAUCAAGGCCUGUUGAACAGCUUUUUCAGCAACUGGGCAACAGCAGAUAUUGGCAAACACUUGCCUUUCCUCUAUAACUUAAGCAGCAGCUCUGUAUACACCUAUGUUCCUGCUUUCAAUCAUUUUGGCAGAGAUGCCAAAGUUGUUCACUUCUUGGGAGCAACAAAGCCCUGGAACUACAAAUACAACCUUCAAACAAAGAGAGUUACGGAGGAUGGCACCACCUCUGGAUCUUUUAAUCAACUGUCAUUUCUUGCCCUCUGGUGGAAUAUAUACAGUGCCAGUAUAUUGCCUUUGUUGGAAAAACUUCAAAAGAUGGAAGAAUCAGAAUCUGAUGAAUGCAAGCAUACUUUCAAUGGAGUUGAAGUUACCCUGAAGAAGGUCAGUCCUUACGUGUCCAGUUCUCUACAAAAGCCUGAGCUCCCAGAGCAGACAAAUGAAGUAAAUCCCACAGCAUGCUCACCCGAGGAACUCUCUUUCAAAGCUCAACCUGUAUAUGAAGUCGAACCUGGAGAUUCUAACAUCCAUCUCUCUGAGCCUGACAGACCUUCAGAACAACCUGUAUUUCAACCUGCAUUUCAGGAAACCUCAGAAAUGAAUGAGGUUGCACGCUCUGUUUCAGAGCUGUCUAUUCACUUCAAACCAGCAAAACCAACUCCAGAAGAUGAACGGAGAAAAUGGGAGGAAGGGCGCAUGGACUAUAUGGGAAAAGAUGCUUUUGAACAUAUCAAAAAGAAAUUGGAUGCAUUUCUACACUAAGACAGGGUGUACUGUUAUGCCCAUCAUGAUAGAUUUCUUUAGAAAUGCAAUUCUUGAAUUCUUGGCUGUCUUGACCAGUUUAGCUGACACCAGUUAGAGGUUAUUGUGGAUCCACGUACAUUUUUGGGGGGGACCAUAAUAGAUACAGAAUCUUGGUUUUUAACUGAUAAAAGUGCCUCAACUUUAUUGUUAUGUGUUCCUAAUCUUCAUUGUUCUCACAUAGUGCCUUCUAAAGGAUGAUGAAUGGUACCUUUCUGAGUAUGAACUCUCAUGUAUUUAUCACUCUUCCCUGAUGCACCCCAUCUGCAUUCUGCAGAAAUAGUCAUGUGCAGGAAACAUGUUGGAAGUUGAGAUUGUUUUGGAAGUUGAACUUUUUCCAAACUGAGUUUGUUCCCAAAGUACUUUCAGAAGUUGCUAUAAAGUAUUUAAGUAAAAAGAACUUCUUCUUCAAACCAAACUAACACUAACAUCAAGGAUGACCAUGAUGUAGACUUAAACACGAGAAAGAAGUGAUGAAAUCCUGACCUCAUAGGAGUUUUUUUUAAUUUAAACACAUUUAGGAUGAGAGGAACUUCAGGCUUCAUCUGAGAUCACUAGUGGAUGCUCUACCUAGUUAUAGGAAGCUGCUCAGCUCCAUAACGAGUGUGAGGAAAUGUGGCUUAAAACUCUCUAGGACAGUGAUAAUGUAUGUUAACCUUUUAUAUUGUUGCCAUAGGAUACUGAUGCUUUUUAAAAUAUUGUAAGCUUUAGUUGCAUAUUCUGAGUUGUGUGGUCAGAAGAAGAAACACUGAUAGUAUGGUGUAAACCUUCUGGUGCUUUUUAUAAAUUUGUUUACAGUACUUCAAACUGCAGCUGAUAAAGGCCUUCUUUGGCUUAGGCAUUGUUGCCCCAUACUGCAGGCAAUUUGAGUGCAACUGAAAACAAAAUUGGCACUUGUUUUACUAAACAGGCCCUUUGAAGAUCUUUUAAACAAUAGCUGUGUGUGGGAACCAAUAAAUCUCUGAGGGUAAUUCCAGAAAAAUAUCUACUGAUGAGAUUGCAUUAUAUUAAGGACAUUUACAGGGGAACGUUUUUUGCUAUUUGACUAUUUAAAUUUUGACUCAUCUCAGUGAGCUUGUUUUAACAAUCAAGUAAAAUACUUUCUUUCAAAGCAAAAAAACUUUUAAAGAAAGUCUUGACAGUUAGGGUAAUAUAAUAUUAUAUUUGUCAAUUAUUUAUAGCCUCACUCAAUAUUGGAAUAAGAAUUCUGCAGUGGUGUUUCAGGACUUGAAAUGUUUUGGUCUAAAUACAUCACAAAAUUUGGCAGAGAGAUAUCUAAUGAAAUAUCUUGGGAAUUUUGUCUGAAACCAAUGAUGUACUAUCAUGCAUAGAUGCUAAUAAGGAAAAAGGAUAGCAGAAUAAGAAAGAAGCAGAAAUUUUAUUUCUUUUUCCUCCCAUCAAAAAGGAUUAGAGGGUGGGGCAGGGAAUAAAUCAGGAAAGGAAUGAAAGAGUCAAAAGGUCCCUUAAAAGAAGAAGAGGAAGAAAAAAUCCUUGAGUAUCUUAGAAUUACUUCCUAAUAUUCACAUUAGUGGAUUUACUUUUGCUUUUGUGGGGUAGUUCUGAUUUUAUCGAGUUCUCAUUUAUCCUUAAACUCUUAAACGGGGAAUCCCAUUGGUGUGUCUGUUGAAUACAAACUUCUAGGUCAAGUUCGGAGUUUAGGGGCAGCAGAGAAAUUGAGAGCAGUUCUCUCUCUGGCUAACCUUGGCACCCUGGAUGGCCUGUGUUCCUGGGUAGGUGACCUUCACACAUGAACACAGGUAGGUGUGUUCUACCUCUUGGUGCUGUGGCCCAGUGCAGCAGUGAGGAGACGACAGCAGCUGCAGUGCACCCAUACUCCUGUGGCAUUUGAUUUUCUGAUUAUCCCUGUUUCUUAGUGAUCCUUAUGCACUGCUGAGGAAGUCCUCAGUUUUAUAAAUAUCGUUGCUAAUAUAAUCCUAACAGCUUUUGAAGACUAAAUAAAGCUGUAGUCAGCAAUGUGAACUCAUGCUUCGUGCAGCUGUUUUUUUACAUUAACUAGACCUUAUUUGGUAUACAUUGAUUAGAUUGUGGAAGAAAAAUUACUGAUGUGAAAUCAGUAACUGAAAUGUUUUAAAAGUAGACAUAUGAAUGUAGUCAAAUGUGUCAUUGAGUACAUUUCAAACUGUUAGUAUGUACAAUGGUGUGGCUUGUACAAUGUUUUGCAAAGAAUUGUAGUACAAUAAUGUAAUGGA
Hirundo rustica (Barn swallow) is the source of this 3832-nucleotide messenger RNA. RefSeq names its product glycogenin 2 (gene GYG2). The transcript is spliced from 10 exons. The record is from RefSeq and is a predicted model, not a curated record. Lineage: Eukaryota; Metazoa; Chordata; Aves; Passeriformes; Hirundinidae. The coding region runs from base 333 to 1583 and encodes 416 amino acids. Gene Ontology annotation, cellular component: cytoplasm. Gene Ontology annotation, molecular function: glycosyltransferase activity.